This is a messenger RNA of Candida albicans SC5314, 2238 nucleotides long. RefSeq lists its product as uncharacterized. The transcript has a single exon. The record is from RefSeq and is a predicted model, not a curated record. Lineage: Eukaryota; Fungi; Ascomycota; Pichiomycetes; Serinales; Debaryomycetaceae. Gene Ontology annotation, biological process: DNA replication initiation. Gene Ontology annotation, cellular component: nucleolus. The coding region runs from base 1 to 2238 and encodes 745 amino acids. Gene Ontology annotation, molecular function: chromatin binding.
AUGGCUAAACGAAAAAGUAAACAACAAGAUUUAGAAAAAAAGAAGAAACUUAAACAAAGUCAAGAUGAACAAUUAUCUACGGGAUUGUUCAAUAAUGUUGGACAGGGACAACACCAAGGGGAUGAUGACGAUGAAGAAGGUGAUGAAAUAGAUUGGGAUAAUCAAGAGAUGGAUUAUGAAUUAAUACCAAGGAAAAUCACCACCAAGAAAACAAUUGAAGCAUUACCAAUUAAAAAAUCCGACGGGACUAUAGAAAGAGUUGUUAGAGAAGUUGAAGAAGAAGAAGAGGAAGAGGAAGAGGAAGAGCCUGAAGAAGAGCCUGAAUUAGAAAAUGAUGUUGAAAAUGAACCAUCAAAACAAGAAAACAAAGAAAAUAAAGAGGAGGGGGAUAUUGAUACCGACGACACAUUAACACCACAAGAAAAGUUAAUUCAAACAAAAGAAGAAAUUGCAGAAUUAGGAUCAAAAUUAAUUGAAGAUCCUGAAGAAAAUAUAGUUUGUCUUACUAGAUUAAGAAAAAUGUCUGAAUCGAAAAAUUUCAUGACAUCUCAAUUAUCAAUAUUAGCAUUAAUACCAAUUUUUAAAUCUCUUGCUCCAUCUUAUAAGAUAAGACCAUUAACUGAUACUGAAAAAAGAGAAAAAGUUAGUCGUGAAAUAGCUAAAUUAAGAAAUUUUGAACAAAAUUUAGUGAUAAAUUAUAAAGCUUACAUUGAAUUAUUAACAAAAUAUCUGAAAAUAUCAUAUUCAAAUUCUAUGAAUAAUAAUAAAAUCACUAGUGAUCAAUUGAAACGAGGCAAUAUUGCUUUAAAAGCAGCCACUGAACUUUGUUUAAGUUCAUUAAGACAUUUUAAUUUCCGAGAAGAAUUAUUUACUAUUAUUAUUAAACGAUUAAAUAAAAAACCUCAACAUCAACAAGAUUAUCCAAUAUUUAUAAAAUCUUUAAGAGUUUUAGAAACUUUAUUAAAAGAUGAUGCUGAACAUGGAGAUAUUACUUUUGAUAUAAUAAAAAUCAUGACAAAAUCAAUUAAAGAUAAAAAAUUCCGAGUUGAUGAAUCAGUUGUUAAUGUUUUUUUAUCAAUUUCAUUAUUAGAAGAUUAUGAUCCUAAUAAUAAUAAUAAUAAUAAAGAUGAUCAUCACAACACCACUUUAAAACCAAAAUUAAAAAAAAAGGAUCGAAUUCAUUUAUCUAAAAAAGAACGGAAAGCUCGUAAAGAAAGAAAAGAAAUUGAAGAAGAAAUACAAAAGGCUGAACAAGCCAUCACUGUUGAACAACGAGAAAAAUAUCAAGCUCAAGUAUUAAAAAUGGUAUUAACUUUAUAUCUAGAAAUAUUAAAAGCAGGGUCGUCUAGUUCACAAUUAAUUGAUGGUGAUGGUAAAAAAACUAAAAAUGAUGCUAGUUUGUUAAUGGGGGCGGUUUUAGAAGGAUUAUCAAGAUUUGGUCAAAUGUCAAAUUUAGAUUUAUUAGGUGAUUUUUUGGAAGUAUUAAGAGAAAUUAUGACCGAUAUCAUUGAAGAACAUAAACAAAGUGGUGAUAAUGAUAAUGAUAAUGAUAAUGAUGAUGAAAGUGGGGGGAUGUAUAGUGGGAAUGAAUUAAGAACAAUAUUAUUAUGUAUUGCCACAUCAUUUUCAUUAGUAUUAAAUCAUAAUUCUAUGGGGAAAUUACCUAUGGCAAUAGAUUUAAGUAAAUUUGUUUCCACAUUAUAUAUUAUUUUAACCGAUUUGGCAUUAGAUCCUGAUUUAGAAUUUAGUCAUAAAACAUUAAGAUUAGCUGAUCCAUUAUCAUCAUCAUCAUUAUCAAAUGAAUUAGAGAAUAAUAAACCAGCAGUUAAUGUUUCAACUAAAGCAGAAUUAUUAUUAAGAUGUCUUGAUUUUAUUUUUUUCCGAUCGAAAAAUGGUACUAUACCUCGAGCAACAGCAUUUAUUAAACGAUUAUAUAUAUUAACAUUACAAACACCAGAGAAAACUAGUUUGGCCAAUUUGAAAUUUAUUGGUAAAUUAAUGAAUAGAUAUGGUGAAAAUAUUAAAGGAUUAUGGAACACCGAAGAAAGAAUUAGUGGUGAAGGAAAUUAUAUUUUAGGAAUUGAACGACAAAAUAAAGAUAAAGAUGUUGAAUUAGAACGAAGUAAUAGUGGUGCAGCAACAUUAUGGGAAAAUGUAUUAUUAGAUAAACAUUAUUCAAUAAUGAUUAAAGAUGGUUCAAGGUCGUUAAUGAAAAAUAGUAAAGCCAACACCAAUUGA